Hyposmocoma kahamanoa is the source of this 10823-nucleotide messenger RNA. It is a transcript of the gene ds, whose product is annotated as protein dachsous. Gene Ontology annotation, molecular function: calcium ion binding. The record is from RefSeq and is a predicted model, not a curated record. Gene Ontology annotation, cellular component: plasma membrane; cell-cell junction. Gene Ontology annotation, biological process: homophilic cell-cell adhesion. The transcript is spliced from 16 exons. Bases 269 to 10258 code for a protein of 3329 amino acids. NCBI's taxonomy places the organism in Eukaryota, Metazoa, Arthropoda, Insecta, Lepidoptera, Cosmopterigidae.
ACCGGAGCCUUCGGCGUUAACGCAUGCGCCGCCGUGUUAAAGAUAAAACAAAACAGUUUUCUUAGUGCCAAAUUCCAAUUUCCUAAAGUGCCAACUUGAUUGGAUUGCAGUGCUGUGAAUUCAGUGUUAAUAUUAUUUCUAUUUUUAAUUCAAAUUUCCUUUUAAAAACAAAACAGAAUUUUGAUUAUGGUGUCACAAAGUGUGUUGUGCUAAAGAUUUUGGAGGUGUGAGCGACAAUGUGUGAGCGGUGACUGCAAAUAAUAACACCAUGCUGCUGGUGGUUUUGCUGCUGGCAGCCGCGGCGGGAGAGCAUGUGCGCGAGUUCUCCGUCCGCGAGAAUGCGCCCGCCGCUACGCUCGUCGGCCAUCUUGGCGACGAGCUCCCUGACGCCGCCCCACCAUAUACUAUAGUCCCUGUCCCUGGCAGCGCCGUCAACGACGACCUUAGAAUUGACCCUCACACGGGGGAAAUACGAACAAGACAUCCUUUAGACAGAGAAAAUAGAGAUCACUAUGCCUUAGUUGCUAUUCCCGCAUCAGGAGAUAAUAUUAGAGUCGUUGUAAGAGUAUCAGAUGAAAAUGAUAACGCACCAACUUUUCCCACACCUGUUAUGAAUGUAGAAUUCUCUGAGAAUACUCCAAGAGAUGUAAAGAGGAAGUUGAAUCCUGCAAAAGAUCAAGAUUUAGGAGUGUUCAAUACACAGAGGUAUAACAUUGUGUCGGGAAACACUGACAACGCAUUCAGAUUGUCGUCGCAUAGGGAACGCGAUGGUGUUUUGUAUUUGGAUCUCCAGAUCAAUGGUUUUCUUGACAGAGAGACUACUGACCAUUAUGAAUUAGUUAUAGAAGCCUUAGAUGGAGGUACACCGCCUCUGAGAGGGACAAUGACUGUAAAUAUUACUAUACUAGAUGUAAAUGAUAAUCCUCCAGUUUUUGCUGAAAGUAUUUACUCGGCAAUUAUACCAGAAAAUGCAACAGUUGGAACACCAGUACUCAAAGUAUCAGCGACAGAUUCCGAUGCGGGAGAGAAUGGGUUGAUUGAAUACUCAAUAAACAGAAGGCAGAGCGAUAAAGAGAACAUGUUCAGAAUAGACUCUGAAACCGGUGAGAUCACAGUUAAUAAAGCUCUGGAUUUUGAAACUAAAGAGUUACACGAAUUGGUCGUCGUGGCAAGGGACAAAGGAGCUCAGCCUUUGGAAACAACAGCUUUCGUUUCAAUUCGCGUUACAGACGUGAACGAUAAUCAGCCUACUAUAGACGUUAUAUUUCUAAGCGACGAUGCGACGCCGAAGAUAUCCGAGUCGGCGCAAUUGGACGAAUUCGUAGCCCGAAUUUCAGUCCACGAUCCGGAUUCAAAGACUGAGUAUUCUAAUGUAAACGUUACACUAAGCGGCGGUGAUGGACACUUCGAUUUGAGAACACAUGAUAACAUCAUUUACUUAGUUGUAGUCGCUUUACCGUUAGACAGGGAAUCUCAGUCGAGUUAUACAUUGAACGUAGUCGCGACUGAUAAAGGUUCUCCUCCAUUGCACGCGUCGAGGAUCAUCAGUCUGCUGGUAACAGAUGUUAACGAUAACGCCCCAGUAUUUGCGGAGAAAGAAUACAAAGCGAGCGUGCCUGAGGCGGCUUCGCCUGGCACACCUGUAGUUCAAGUGUCCGCUAUUGAUGCGGAUGCAGGGGAGAACGCAGAGAUUAGGUAUUCUUUGCUUCCGACUCCUCAAUCUGAUUGGUUCGCGAUUGACGAACGUUCUGGAUUAGUAACGACGCGAGCGCGUGUAGAUUGUGAGACAAAUCCAAUGCCUGAGUUGACAGUGGUAGCGAGCGACCGCGGGAACCCACCGCUUUCUUCGACAGUCGUUCUCACAGUAACAGUGUUGGAUGUGAACGACAAUGAGCCGAUCUUCGACCAGUCCUUCUACAACGUCACCGUGCCGGAAAAUGAGGCCGUCGGCAGCUGCAUUUUAAAGAUGUCAGCAAUGGACCCGGACUGCGGCGUCAACGCAAUUGUCAACUACACUCUCAGCGACAGUUCAGCCAAACCACAGUUUGCUGUGAAAGCUGACAGUGGGGAACUAUGCAUAGCAGCGCCACUAGAUCACGAGGCUACUAGUGAUUUUGAGUUCCCUGUUAUUGCUACUGAUAGAGGGGGCCUGUCCACGACUGCAAUGGUGAAGAUCCAACUGCUUGAUAUUAACGAUAAUGUACCAAUGUUCACUGUGAAGGACUACAACGUCUCUUUGAAAGAGGGAAGGAUAUCAUCCACUGAACCCAUUGUCGCUGUAUCAGCUACAGAUUCUGAUUCGGGCAGAUUCGGAACAGUUACUUAUAGAAUCACGAACAAUCACAAUGAUAUAUUCCGAAUUGACAGAAGCACAGGAGAGAUAUUUGUUACAAAACCGUCGUUGUUACAAGGCAAUGGAAAAUUUGAUCUUGAGAUAUCAGCGACUGAUGGUGCAGGGCUGACAGCAGCGCAAGGAGCUAUGGUUCAUGUAAACGUAAUACCGGCUGGUGUUGGUUCUGCGUUAUUCGACAAACCUAGAUACAAUUUUCGUUUGAAGGAGGAUGUGAAGACCGGAAGCAUUGUUGGGAGUCUGAAAGCUACUGUUGGUGAUCGUGGUAAACAAACGAUUCGCUACAGCAUCGUCUCCGGUGACGCCGACCACCACUUCACCAUCGAGCCUCUAAGCGGGGUUAUCAGGACUGCAGCCGUGCUAGACCGGGAGACCAGCUCUUCAUACUUGCUCAACGUCAGAGCUGUCAAUGGGAACCCUUCAAAUUAUGAUCAGACUCAGGUCCAAAUAACCCUCGAAGAUGUGAAUGACAACGCUCCAGAGUUUGGUAUAACAUCAGUGAGAGUAUCAGUAGCUGAAUCAGCAACGGUAGGCUCUGUUGUCUACGCAGCAAGGGCUACUGAUGAGGAUGAAGGGAAGAAUGGACAGAUUACUUAUCAUCUCGUCUCCGCCACUGGACCUCCUAGUACUUUUGCUGUCAAUUCUCAAUAUGGAUUAGUUACUUUGUUAAGGCCUUUAGACUACGAAAAUCUCGUCCGCCACACACUUGUGAUCUCAGCAAGAGACGGAGGAACUCCAUCACUCAGCGCCAGUCUAGCCCUUGCAGUCGACGUCCAGGAUGUCAACGAUAACCCUCCUGUCUUCGAGCAUGAUUCUUAUAGCGCCAACGUGAUUGAAUCUGAAGCUCUUAAUUCUAAAAUAUUAGAAAUCCAAGCCGUAGACAAAGACACAGGCAAUAAUGCACGUAUAACAUACAGAAUCGUAUCUGACAAUGCAACGCAGGAAGAAUUUUUCAAAGUCCUACCAAAUUCAGGCUGGAUAUAUCUCGCCAAGCAACUUGAUAGGGAAACUGCAGCGAAGCACAGAAUGAGUAUCACAGCUACUGACAAUGGUAUACCACCUCUGUCAGCAACCGCAAGUCUCGUCAUAAACGUCAUAGACGCAAACGACAACGAUCCAGUAUUCUCUAAAUCUACAUACGAGUUUCAAGUCGAAGAGAACCAAAAAGCAGGAGCGUUUGUAGGAAAGAUUUUUGCCAAGGAUGCCGAUUUGGGUGACAAUGCUAUUGUAAGAUAUAGCUUGUUUCCUAGUAAUACGAGUUUUAACGUACACCAUGUUUCUGGUAUUAUAACUACUAAAGAAGUUCUAGACCGGGAAUUCAAAGCUUCGUAUUCUCUUUUUGCGGAAGCAAAGGAUCAAGGGACUCUUCCCAGAUCUAGCAGAGUUCCUAUUUCAAUAAAAAUUACUGACGUCAAUGACAAUGCUCCAGAAAUCGUUGAUCCCCGAGAAGACGUCGUCAGUGUUAGAGAAGAACAACAGCCAGGUGCUGAAGUGGCUAAAGUAAAGGCUAUUGAUAGAGACAAUGGAAUUAAUUCAACUGUUACUUAUUCCAUUUUGAACGAAAGAGACUUGGAUGGAGUUGGUAUUUUUGUCAUUGAUCCUAAAACUGGUGUUAUAAAGACUAGUACCGUACUAGAUCACGAGGAAAGAUCGAUUUAUCGUCUAGCAGUUGCAGCAACUGAUGGAGGCAUACCACCGAAACAGACUAUAAGACAACUGAAGGUAGAAGUGUUGGAUUUAAAUGACAACAGACCUACAUUCACCAGCUCUAGUUUGUCUUUCAAAGUAAAGGAGGAUGCUAAAAUUGGCCACGUCGUCGGCACCGUAACUUGUUAUGACAGCGACAUUCAUGACAACUUAGUCAACAGCGAUGAAGAAAGGCAGAUCUCAUAUUUGCUUAUGCCCUUGACAACCGAUCAUUCGCCAGGAACCUUUGAAAUUGACCGACGAACUGGAUCUUUAGUUGUAGCUAGGCAAUUAGAUAGAGAAAUUCAAGACGAAUACAGGUUAGAAGUGCGCGCUUUAGACACGUCUGCGACAAACAACCCUCAAAGUAGUGCAGUUACAGUCAAAAUAGAAAUCGUCGACGUCAAUGAUAAUGCUCCACAGUGGCCUCAAGAUCCUGUCAAUAUCGAAAUAUCUGAAAUUACUCCUAUAGGAAUGACCGUGUACAAUUUUACGGCAAAAGAUGCUGAUGCAGGUUUAAAUGGAGAAUUAAACAUCCACAUAACAUCUUCAUUACCUCCCGCCAAGAAUAGUUUCAAGUUGGAUCCAUUAACAGGAUCAUUGACACUUACUUCAACGUUGGAUUACGAAACUUUGAAAGAAUACUGGCUCAUUGUGGAAGCCACUGACCUAGCAAGUAAUGUUAGUGAAAGAAUUACUACUUCAGCUACUGUUCACAUUUCAGUAACCGAUGCAAAUGAUAAUGUACCCACUUUUGUGUCAGCUAACAAAGCUUCAGUCUCUUUGAGUACAGUAUCUGGUAGUUUAUACCAAGCAUUGGCAGUGGAUGGAGAUUCGGGAGAAAAUGGCAGAAUAUCUUAUUACAUUUCUGGUGGGAACGACCAUGCUUAUUUUUCUAUGGAGUACGAUAGUGGAAAACUAACAUUAUCUAAAAAGUACGCUUCAGAUAUUUCAAGAGUACGAUUAGGUCAAUAUAAAUUAAAUCUGACAGCUUCUGAUCAUGGAAUACCCUUUCCUAGACAAAGUCAUAUGACACUACUAUUAAACUUACAAGAGUCAACAAAUGUUCCUCCUAGGUUUACAGAUUCAUUUUAUAGAGCAAACAUAAGUGAAGAUAUUCGACCUGGCAGUUUUGUGACAAGAUUAAAUGCUAAAUCAUCUAGAGGCAACUCCGGAAACCUUACUUAUCAGAUCCCGCCCGGAGUAGCUGAAGACCAAUUCAUAAUCGAUGAACGACUAGGCACUAUCACAGUAAAAUCUCGAAUUGACAGAGAACAGCGGGAUACUUAUGUUUUCCCAGUGUAUGUUACAGACUCCGGCACCUUCCAGUCUACAUCGAAUUUUGACGUUGCUACAGUUUCAAUAAGUAUUUUGGAUGUGAAUGAUAAUCCACCAACGUUCAAAACAGGUUCAUGCUAUCCGUUAGCAGUUCCUGAAAACAACGAACCUGAAGUUAUUCAUACCGUAGCAGCGACUGAUAAAGAUAUUGGAGCCAAUGGAAUUAUUACAUACAGUAUUACUUCUGGAAAUAACGGAAAUAAAUUCUCUAUAGAUUCUACUACUGGAAAAUUGACAGCUAGAACAUUAGAUCGAGAAACGCAGUCCAAAUAUCAUUUAACUGUUACUGCGUUUGACCACGGAUCUCCAGUUGCAUUACAGGGAUCUUGUAAUAUAACUAUCAUAGUUGAAGAUCAGAAUGAUAAUGAUCCAGUAUUUGACACUGGACAUUAUUCCGCCGCUAUUCCAGAAGAUGCUUCAAUUGAUACUUCUGUUAUUAAAGUUAGAGCUACUGAUGCCGAUUUGGGAUUCAAUAAAAGAAUUGUCUAUUCUUUGGCUAAUGAAAGUCAGGGUCUAUUUAGAAUUGAUAAUAAGACUGGAAUCAUCUUUACUACUGGAACGUUUGACAGAGAGAAGACCAGUGUCUACCACUUCGAAGCAGUAGCAACUGAUGAAGGCCGUUAUGUCACGCGUUCCCAAAGAGUUUCAGUUGAAGUUACUAUCAAUGAUGUCAAUGACAAUAAACCUAUAUUUACAAAAUAUCCAUUCAGAGAACAAAUAGCUACUUUGACUCCACCAGGACAAAGCUUGUUAAGAUUAUCAGCAACUGACAAUGAUGUUGGGAUCAAUGCUGAAAUUUUAUUUGAACUUUUAGAUACAGCCAACCAUAAGUUCCGCAUAAACCCAACAACUGGUGUGCUGACUGCUACGCAAAGCUUGGCCAGUGAAAAUGGAAAACUGAUACACCUAAAAGUGGUGGCUAAAGAUAAAGGAAAUCCACCUCAAAGCUCUAUCGGACUUAUUGAGAUUCGUGUUGGAGAUUAUCCUGAACACACGCCAACUUUAAACUUCAGAAAUGCCACAUAUAAUGUUACUAUUGAAGAAAACAUACCGUACGGCAGAGAAAUAAUACAAGUCACGGCCGUGCGAAGCGAUGGACGACGUCAAAGAAUCUUUUACGAGUUUGGUAAUGGAAAUGAUCAAUAUGCAUUUGAAAUUGACUCGUACACAGGCGUAAUAAGGGUGAAUAAUUCAGCAAAUCUGGAUUAUGAAUCGUAUCCGGGUCCAAAGAGGCAACUAGUUAUUGUCGCCCGUACAGAAGGUUCGCCAGUCUUAUACGGUUAUUGCGAUGUAAUAAUAAAUCUGUUCGACCAAAACGACCACGCUCCCAGGUUUACGCAACAACAAUACAUCGCCAACGUUUUGGAAGGGAACACUAAAGGCGAAUUUGUCGUGCAACUUGCCGCGAAGGACGACGACCGCGGAGCGAAUGCGAGAAUCCUAUACCACAUUGUAGACGGGAACCACGAUAACGCGUUUAUUAUUGAACCGGCGUUCUCCGGGUCGGUGAAGACAAACAUAGUACUGGAUCGCGAGAUAAGAGAGACAUACAAACUGACAGUUAUUGCGACUGACGAGGGAGACCCACAGAUGACCGGCACCGCUACUCUCCGCAUCAAUGUAGUUGACGUCAAUGACAAUCAGCCGACGUUUCCUCCGCCAAAUGUCAUUUCGGUAUCUGAAGGAGCGGAAAUCGGAACGGUUCUUACAUCUGUUACGGCGAAUGACGUUGACACAUAUCCAGCCCUUAAAUACUCGAUAAUUCAAGGAGACAAUAGUUUCUCCAUAGACCGCUAUAGUGGGAAAAUUGUGUUGAACCAGCCUUUAGAUUUCGAAACGAAGAAAUUGUAUAAAAUAAACAUAACCGCAUCUGAUAAUGAACACGUAGCAAGAACAACUCUUACGAUCAAAGUGACAGAUGUGAAUGAUAAUUCUCCUGUAUUUGAUGACAUAUCAUAUAAUAGAAUAUUACCUGAAGGUACCGGUACUCUGGAAAUUGGGUCAGUCAAUGCUAAAGAUCAGGACAGUGGAGACAAUGGUAAAAUAUCGUACUCUAUGUUACGAGAUACAAAAGGUUAUUACAUUGACACCAUCUCUGGGACCAUCUUCGUAAACUACAGCGCUUUGCCGUCGAAUCAAAGAGACACGCAGUUAGCUGUUGUGGCCACUGACCAUGGAAAACCUAACCGAAGUGCUGUGGCAUCUGUCAGAAUCAGCACUGGUGCUUCUUCGGAGAUCAAGCCAUUCAUUGGACAAGAUACAUAUAGGAUUACAGUCAACGAGGACACCGAGAAAGGUACCUCACUUCUUCAAAUUGGUGGCAUCAAUGACGUCCUCAAGAAGUACAACCUUGAGUUCCACAUCAUUUCAGGCAAUGAAAAGGACACUUUUGAUGUCACGCUGGAAGGGGCACUGAUAUUGGUUAACAAGUUAGACAGAGAAACUCAAGAUUCUUAUACACUUGGUCUAGCGGCUAUUGAACAAGGAAAAAUACUGACUUACUACCAAAACAAGACGUCAAUUACAAUAUAUGUAACAGUAGCAGAUGCUAAUGAUAACACUCCGACAUUUUCUACAAAUGAUUUUGAACUAACUGUCAGUGAAGACGUUAAAAUUGGUUAUACGUUGACACAAUUAUCUGCCAUAGAUGCUGAUUUGUAUGGUACUCCUAAUGCUGCUAUUGUUUACAAUAUUACUUCAGGAGAUGAUGAGAAGUUGUUCUCCAUUCAUCCAAGUACAGGAAUUUUAACUGUGAAUAAGACAUUGGACUACGAUAUUGGAAACACAGAUUAUAAAUUGAUUAUAGUAGCUUGUGAUCAAGGAACACCAUCAUUGUGUAAUGUAGUCUACAUCAAAGUUGCUAUCAUUGAUGAAAAUGAUAACGCACCUACAUUUCCCGUUACAGAAUACUUUGAAACAAUAGCAGAAAAUGAAAGAAUUGGGAAUUCGGUUUUUACUGCAAGAGCUACUGAUUUAGACAGAGGAAGGUAUGGUACACUAAAUUAUUCAAUAAUACCAUCUUUAUCUAAUUUCAAUAGAAACGACGAGUCGUGGAAGAUGUUUCAAAUUGAUUCGACUUCAGGACUGGUCAAUACAAAUGCAGUGUUUGAUUACGAGCAGAAAAAUAAAUACGAAUUUUCUAUCAAAGCUUCUGAUAUUGGUGGAAAAAGUUCUACAGUCAAAGUAAGGAUUGAUAUAGAAAGCAGAGAUGAAUUUUAUCCUCAAUUUACUCAAAAAACUUACAACUUCAGAAUACCAAAGUCAGGACCGCUACCUGCAGGUUUUGUAAUCGGUGAGGCUACAGCAAUCGACAGAGACAAAGGUAUCGACGGUCGUAUUGUUUAUCAGCUGUCAACUUCUCAUUCAUAUUUCAAAAUAAAUAGAACCACAGGUGUCAUAAUAUUAAAGAAAAAAGUGGAGUCAGUAUCAAAUCUUUUCGGAUCCGAUAAAUCUAUAAGUCUAGUUGUAACAGCUAGUUCUGGAAGACAAGGAUCUUUGACCAACAAAACUGCAGUUGAGAUAAGAAUAGAUCCUUUAGCGGUUGCAUCGGAUGUAAACUCAAUGAACCCAGAAGUUGCGGCAAGUACAGGUCUUUCAGAUUGGGCACUAGGGCUACUAAUUGCAUUUAUUUUCAUCAUCAUUAUAUUUGCUGCUGCAUUUCUAUUUUUACACAUGAAAAAUAAAAGGCACAAGAAAGUUAACAAACCAGGUCUCAACUCUGAGGGAGUUGGAGCAACUAAUAGCUAUGUAGACCCAAGUGCCUUUGAUACAAUACCCAUUAGAAAUACUGGAGCAGUAAAUGCAAAUUUUGCACCUCCGAAGUACGACGAAAUUCCACCUUAUGGUCCUCAUACUGCAAGUUCUAAUUCUGGAGCUGCAACCACAUCGGAACUUUCUGGAUCUGACCAAUCAGGGUCAAGUGGCAGAGGCUCUGCUGAAGAUGGAGAAGAUGGUGAAGACGAGGAGAUAAGAAUGAUUAACGAGGGACCAUUGCAAAGAGAAACUGGCAUCCAUAGACAAGCAAAUGGAGUAGACGAUGAUAAUCUUUCUGAUGUCUCAGUUCAUAAUACACAAGAAUACCUAGCUAGACUUGGUAUAGUUGACACUGGGACGGGCGGAGGAGCUUCUACUUCCUCACGAAGAUGCUCAGAAAAUGUGGUGAAAAAAGAUAUACUGCAUCGGGGACCAAUAGACUCGAUGCAUAUGUUUGAUGAAGACGGUGCUCAUGAGAAUGAUAUCACCAAUUUGAUUUAUGCGAAAUUGAACGAAGUUACUGGAAGUGAACGAGCGGACAGCGCUGAUGAGACAAGUGCGGCAGUUGACCGAGCCAUGGCUUUGGGAGCGUUCCCGAGCGCACCAGGAGAUAACACCGCGGUACCAACCGCUGGCCCUUCCAUGACUGGUAGUUUAAGCUCCAUUGUACACUCUGAAGAAGAAUUAACAGGCAGUUAUAAUUGGGACUACUUACUUGACUGGGGUCCUCAAUACCAACCGUUAGCACACGUAUUUUCGGAAAUAGCUCGAUUAAAAGAUGACGCAGUGUCUCUUCAAAGCGGCAACAGUGGUGCUUCUAGUGCUAAAAGUAAAGGGACAUCUAUUUCUGCUGGUAAAAGUGUGCCGCCUCCUUUGUUAACUACGGUAGCUCCUAGAAGCUGCCCUGCACCUUCGUUGUCUUGUAGACAACCACAGCACUUAUUGCCGAGAUCUCCUAUAAGCCAUGAUGUGCCUGGAGGGUUCUCAGCGGCUGCUGCUAUGUCUCCAUCUUUCUCUCCUUCCUUAUCUCCUUUAGCAACUAGAUCACCUUCAAUGUCUCCUCUUGUCGGCCCUGGUUUACCCCCAGCACCAGCUAAUAGAAAACCUCCACAUUCGACAAUGAGAAUAUGAAUAACUAUGUAGUAGAUUGUAAAUAUAAAUAACGACUGUUUGCCUCUAAGUAUUGUUAGUAUAUUUAUUCGACUGCCGAUGUAAUCGGGCUUGUUAACUGUAUUCUAUAGUAUCAUUUUGUGCAUUUCUGCAUCUUUGUGUAUCCUGAACAUGCUCAAAGUGAUGUAUUAAGCGCUUAUUACCGAUUUUCCGGUAAAUGUAAAUAUCGUCUUCAUUCGGGUUGUAACUUUAAACUUGUAAAUAUUAUGUAUAUUUUAAUGCCCUGUAAAAAAUAAAAUAAAGACUGCCAUGUUAUUGUACUUUUUUAAACAAAUGAUACAGCUUUACUGUAAGCUAUAAGUAUAUUUUUAGACGCAAAUUUAUCUUUAGUUAUGUUGUACGAAACCUUUUGUAUGUUUUAAAGUGCAGUCACAAAUUGUCUGUUGUGUACCUAAUAGUAUUUGAAAGUGAGUCCAUUUUCCGUGUCUUCUGCCAUUUUCUGUGAUUUUCGUCUAGGCAUGAGAAUGCCUAUAUGUGCUCUGUUCACUAUUAAAUUCAUCAAGAAACUAUGUGAUUUGUAUCGUAU